This is a messenger RNA of Verticillium dahliae VdLs.17, 1440 nucleotides long. RefSeq names its product CCCH zinc finger DNA binding protein. Bases 1 to 1440 code for a protein of 479 amino acids. The transcript is spliced from 6 exons. Gene Ontology annotation, molecular function: metal ion binding. The record is from RefSeq and is a predicted model, not a curated record. Lineage: Eukaryota; Fungi; Ascomycota; Sordariomycetes; Glomerellales; Plectosphaerellaceae.
AUGGAUCGCCUACAGAUGGGCCCGCCGCCCGCCCUCUUCACGCCGGGCCAGAGACACAACUCGAUGCCUGUUAAGAUGGACGUCUACGAGAGUGAUCUCCUGGGCUUCAACCAUCGGUUCCAGUCGAUUCGCGAGCAGCGCGAGGCGAGCGAGGGAUUGAUCCAGGAGGGCCUGCGCCAGGAAAAUGCCACGCUGCGCCACCAGCUCAGCGAGAGCCAGCUCGACCUCGACGACGCGCGCACGACGCGCCGCGAGUUCCAGCAGCGGCUCAAGGUGGCCGACGCCCACGUGCAAAGCAUGAGUGCCGAAAUCACGAAUGCCAAUAACCGCAACCUUUAUGUUUUGGUCCUCUUGGACGGCGACGGCCUCAUUUUUCAAGACCAUUUCGUUCAAGCGGGCAUCGAGGGCGGCAAAAAGGCCGCCUACGCGCUGCGCCGCGCCAUUGUGUCCCUCUGCGGCCAGUUCGCCGACGAGGUCGAGAUUGUGGCCAAGGUGUGCGCCAACCUGACGGGCCUCGCGCGGGCGAUGCGCCGCGACGGCUGUAUCGAGGCCGAGUUUGACCUCAAAGAGUUUGCCCUCGGGUUCACGCAGGCCAAGGCCCAUUUUGACUUUAUCGACGUCGGCUACGGCAAGGAACGGGCCGAUUCCAAAAUUAAAGAACUCACGCGAUGGCAUCUUCGUAAUUAUAACUGUAAACAGAUUUUGCUGGGCGUCUCCCACGACGCCGGUUAUGCGCCCUUUCUCGACGAAAUAUUGCAGGAUCAUGAUUCGCGGGCGCGCGUCACCGUCAUUGAAGGGUCCCCGACGGUCCGGGAGCUGCGCGAUACAAAGGUCAAUGUUAUUCAGUUUGAAGAGCUCUUCCGCGCCGACAAGUUGAUCAACCGGUCGCCUGACAGCUCGCACAAUGCUUCUUUCGCCUUGGGCCCGGGGCAGCAGGGGCAGUUACAGACACAAGCGCUGGCGACGAUGACGGUGCCGCCCGUUACCAAUGCAGCACCGGCAGCACCGGCAGCGCCCACGUUGCCGGCGUCGUGGGCAGCCGUGACGCGUUCGGCGACGCCGCCCCCGCAGAUCACGACGCCGCUGGCGGGCAAGAUGGCGGCGGCCAAGGCCCGCGGGGCCAGCAGCCUGACCAAGGCGGCGGCGGCAGCGGCAGCGGCGUGGAACCCCGGCCCGCGCGGCCUCGACGCGCCCAUUGCUGUUAUGCCGGUGGCGCUCGAAAGCAUCAAGAAGCGCAAGGACACGGACAAGCUGUGCAACAACCAUUACCUGCGCGGACCCUGCGUCAAGGGCAGCGACUGUUGCUUCGAGCACCGGUAUAAGCCGACGCUCGAUGAGAUACACGCCAUUGCGCACCUCGCACGGCUCAAUCCCUGUACCAAGGGGCAGGAGUGCGACAUUGAGAAUUGCAUCUACGGACAUCAUGAACAAUCACAUUGA